Symbiodinium natans is the source of this 969-nucleotide messenger RNA. The record is from the annotation of a GenBank genome assembly. NCBI's taxonomy places the organism in Eukaryota, Dinophyceae, Suessiales, Symbiodiniaceae.
AUGGGCAGUAGUCUCAGCUCAUUCCAGCAGCGAAAAUCCCAGCAAGAAGGCAGUAUCCUCUUCAUCGACGAGGCCCACACACUGAUCGGGGCCGGGGCCACCGGUUCGAGCCCUCAGAACGCGGCUGACAUUCUGAAGCCUGCGCUGGCGCGCGGCCAGCUGCAGUGCAUCGCCGCUACGACGAUGGAGGAGUAUUUCCAGUACUUCUCGCGGGACGCUGCCCUGGAAAGGAGGUUUGAAGUGGUGGAGGUGGAGGAGCCCACAGCCGAAGAGACGGUGGUGGUGUUGGAGGGCCUCCGCCAUCACUACGAGCGCUACCACGGAGUUCAGUUCCGUGAUGAUGCCUUAUCCUCUGCCGCAUCCUGGUCUGAGAGGUAUCUGCCUGAGCGCAAGCUGCCAGACAAGGCCAUUGACGUGAUGGACCGCAGUGCCGUCCUGGCCAAGGGCAGGGGAGAAGGUGAUGAUAGCAAGGUGUCGGUGACUGUGGCGGACGUCGCCGCCGCCCUGGAGGAAACUGUGGGCUUACGCCCCGGGUCUGUGUCUGAAGUGGAAGCCCGAAGUAUCCUCGACCUGGAGGAGGCCCUCCGCGCUCGCGUGCGCGGCCAGCGGGCCGCCGUACGCCUCGUGGCCGCGGCGGUGGCCCGGGCGCGGGUGCAACUCCAGGAGCUGCGCCGCCCUAUCGCCUCCCUGCUGCUGUAUGGGCCGCCAGGUGUCCCUGGGUUCGCGCAAUGCUAUGGUGAGGUCCUCAUCGACGAGGCAGACAAAGCGCCCCCCGAGUUCCUGGGGCUGCUUCUGGAAGUCAUGGAGGAAGCAUCUUUGACCCUGUCCGGGGCGGACGGCGUCGGCCGUGCUGAUUUCCGUCACACCGUGGUCAUCCUCACGUCCAAUGACCCGGCGGGGCCUUCGUCCUUGCCGCGGGCGCUGGCCGACCGCCUCGACGGCUACGCCUGCAUGCGGUACCUCUCCUAG